Molecule: messenger RNA, 3209 nt
Organism: Suricata suricatta (meerkat)
Lineage: Eukaryota; Metazoa; Chordata; Mammalia; Carnivora; Herpestidae
Gene: NADK
Product: NAD kinase
Exons: 13
Coding region: 68-1633 (521 amino acids)
Biological process (GO): NADP+ biosynthetic process; NAD+ metabolic process
Molecular function (GO): NAD+ kinase activity
Source: RefSeq, a predicted model, not a curated record
CCUUGCUCCCCUUUCCACUCACUCUUGGUGACCCCACUGCCCAGUGGUCCUAAGACAGCAGUGAGACAUGUCCUGUCUGGUGCCCCUCUGUGUUUCGAGUCUCUGGACACAGGGCCAAGAGACCCCGCCAGAGAAGACUGACAACAGCAGGCAUCGGUGUCUUUUCGAUCGAAAUCCUCAUUUACCGACCAUGGAAACGGAACCAGAGAAAGUCCGCGUGAGCAAGGCGCCAGGCGCAGACUCGGCCUCGUACCGCUGCUCCGCGUGCCAUGGGGACGAGGCCUGGGGACCCAGCCUCCCCACCCGGGGCCGGGCCAAGUCCCGCAGCCUGUCGGCCUCGCCCGCCCUGGCGAGCACCAAAGAGUUCAGGAGGACUCGCUCUCUGCACGGGCCCUGCCCGGUGACCACGUUUGGACCAAAGGCCUGCGUCCUGCAGAACCCCCAGACCAUCAUGCACAUCCAGGACCCUGCCAGCCAGCGGCUGACGUGGAACAAGUCCCCAAAGAGUGUUCUUGUCAUCAAGAAGAUCCGGGACGCCAGCCUGCUGCAGCCCUUCAAGGAGCUCUGCGUGUACCUGAUGGAGGAGAAUAACAUGAUUGUGUAUGUGGAGAAGAAAGUUCUAGAAGACCCUGCCAUAGUGAGCGAUGACCACUUUGGACCAGUGAAGAAGAAAUUCUGCACCUUCAGAGAAGAUUAUGACGACAUUUCCAAUCAGAUCGACUUCAUCAUCUGCUUGGGAGGGGAUGGGACCCUGCUUUACGCCUCCUCCCUUUUCCAGGGCAGCGUGCCUCCGGUCAUGGCGUUCCACCUGGGUUCCCUGGGCUUCCUGACCCCCUUCAACUUUGAGAACUUUCAGUCGCAAGUCACUCAGGUGAUACAGGUUCAGACAUUUCUUCCUAACGAUGAGAAGCUGAGGCCCCAGCGUGAAGCUGCCGGCAAUGCUGCGGUUGUUCUUCGGAGCCGGCUGAAGGUCAAAGUCGUGAAGGAGCUCAGGGGCAAGAAGAUGGCCAUCCCCAAUGGGCUCAGCCAGAACGGAGUGCUGGCCGCCGACCUGGACGCGGAGGUUGGGAAGCGGGUCAUGCAGUACCAGGUCCUGAAUGAGGUGGUGAUCGACAGAGGCCCCUCCUCCUACCUGUCCAACGUGGACGUCUACCUGGACGGGCACCUCAUCACCACGGUGCAGGGGGACGGGGUGAUCGUCUCCACCCCAACGGGCAGCACGGCGUAUGCAGCCGCCGCCGGGGCCUCCAUGAUCCACCCCAACGUGCCGGCCAUCAUGAUCACGCCCAUCUGCCCCCACUCGCUGUCAUUCCGGCCCAUCGUGGUCCCCGCGGGGGUCGAGCUGAAGAUCAUGCUGUCACCGGAAGCAAGGAACACUGCGUGGGUGUCCUUUGACGGCCGGAAGAGGCAGGAGAUCCGCCAUGGAGACAGCAUCAGCAUCACUACCUCUUGCUACCCGCUUCCCUCCAUCUGCGUCCGAGACCCUGUGAGUGACUGGUUCCAGAGCCUGGCGCAGUGUCUGCACUGGAACGUGCGCAAGAAGCAGGCUCACUUCCCGGAGGACGAGGACGAGGACGAGGAGGAGGCGGAGGAGGAGGCGGAGGCGGAGGCGGCGGCGGGGGAGGAGGGCUAGGCCGGAGUCCCCGCCGUCCCGGACUGAGUCCCAGCGCUGCUUUGCCACUCGCCCUCCGGGGACUGCUGUGCGCCCCGCACAGGCGUCCCGCGUCCCGUGCCCCGAGUCAGGCGCUUUCGUUUGUAGCCAGAGGAGCAGCCGCGAUCUGCCUUUUGUCGACCAGAUCAGCUGUUUUUAAUAUUUUAAAUCUGACUUCUUUUUGCAUUUAAAAACAAGAAAAGUGAUGGCGGGGACUCUGAGGCAGACGCCACGCUCCCCUGCUGUCGGGCAGAGCCUGGCGCCCGGGGCAGGGACGCCCGGCUGCUUGUGCUGUUUGUACUUUCUCGUCGGGAAACCUGUGCUCAAAUCAGUCUGUUGAAAUUCCGAGGGGAUAGGAAUGGAUGGAUCUGUCUGUCUGUGUCGAAAAUAAAUGUCUCGUAGCCAAAACCUCACUUGAAGCUACUACGAUUUCCCUCCCUUAAAUCUUGCACCUUUUCCGCCGGAAGGACUCGGAGCGGACGCUUCUGCAGAGAGCGGUUUGACAUUUGACCGGCUGAGGAGCGGAGGGUCCCCUCACCCUCCCGCACCUCGGCCCGGCCGCCAGCCGCCCUCUCCGCCCCGUCGUGGAGUGACAGGUGGCGGCAAGGCCCCGCGCUGUGGCCCCACGACCCACACAUUCCCCCCGGAAGGGAUUUGAAAUCCUGUGUCUACUCCGCAGAGAUUAUUUUAAGCUUUCUGAACUGCUGCGUACUGAUUUUCUUGCACACACUGAAGAUUUCAGAAGGAAGGGGACUCGUUCCGCUGUUUACAUGUGUUCUGUGUGACGCCGUUGCUGGGACCACUGUGUUUAGCAUCGUCACCGUAGAGGUGACGGUCCAGGAGCGAAGGGCGCUUCUCCCUCAGGGCGCCGCCGGUCAGCGAGGAAGGAGGUGGCGGGACCUCCUGUGCCCGUUCGGCUCUUGCUUCUCCCUGUGGGUCUUGGGCUCGCGGGGAAGCUGCCAGCGUUCCAGCGGCCCCUCGGGGCGCCGGGCCUGCGCGCGGGCUCCGCCUCUGUCUCUGAGUGAUUUCUCUCUGAGCUGUGUGUUCAGUCUGGUAAGGUGGCAAGAACAGAAGGGACAGGGCUGUGCCUUGCUCCCUGGGAGGGUCAUGUGCCUCAUUCUAGAGCUUUCUAGAAAGGCUCCGGGGCCAUGCCCGCUGUCACCCUCCCAGCCAGGGGCCUCCGCACGGCAGGCUGUGCAGCCUGAGCGGCGUCUCCUAGGUCCGCGCCUCGGCAUCUGGUGCUGGGAGGUGGGGGCCCUCCCCGCCGCCGCCCGCCUCCCUGGGGCAGAGAAGGGGCCGAACCAAACCCCCACUUUAGGUUGAAAAGAGAGUGGUGUUUGGAAUUCAGGUCAUUCGUUUAGACAAAAAAAAAAAAAAAAAAGAAAAGAAAAAGCAAGUCUGAAAGGAGCAUGAUUUGGAAUGAUCUAGAAAACCUGGAUUUUUUUGAAGUAAAUUCUUAAUGUUUCAUAUUGUUAAUAUCUUGAAAAUUUGUUAAAUGUUGUCCAAAGCCUUAUUACUAUUUUCAGAUUCUUUCAAUAAACAGACUUGUUUAAAAAGC